AUCACACACGUCUUUUUAGAUAUAUUUUUUUGAAUUAAUUUAAGAACCCUCCACAUGGCACGCAACGGCUCUUCUAAAUUGAUUUUUCUGCUGCGGCUGCUCAUUUGGGCGCUAGUUGGAGGAUCUGCGAACUCGCUGAACAUCUUGGGCCUCUUUCCAUAUCGCUCCAUGAGUCAUUUUCAAAUGACCCUCCCAAUAACUCGUGGACUUGCAGCAGCUGGACAUUAUGUCGAUGUUUUGAGCCCCUUUCCAGAUCAGCAUCCACCACCUCGUUACACGGAUUACGCAUUGUCGGGCAAAACUCUAUAUAACAAUAUUGAUUUGCAUACCUAUGAGAAACGCACCUAUUUCCGCGACUUGUAUGAGUUCUUUAUGAUAUUCUCAUUGGGCGUCUCGACUUGCAAUCAAACUUUGAACUCGCAGGCACUCGAUAAUAUUUUGAGACACGCACCAGGCUAUUACGAUGUGAUCCUUGUUGAUACCGAGUCUGAUUGCAUGACGGGCGUGGCAUAUAUUCUGCGGGCGCCGGUUAUAGCCCUCACCAGUACGGCCCUUAUGCCCUGGCACUAUGGACGGAUGGGUGCUCCGAUUAUUCCAUCACAUAUGCCGGCUUAUUUUCUAGGUGAAUCACAAGAAAUGAGUUUUCUGGGACGUCUGGAUAAUUUUAUUACCACACACACAUUCAAUUGGUUGCACAGGAUAUUCUACACUCCUGCCGCGGAUGAGAUGUUGCGUCAAAAGUUUGGCCCCCGAAUGCCUUCGACGAACUUAUUGGUGAAGUACACUUCCCUAUUCUUUGUCAACCAGCACUACUCGCUGAGUGGCCCAAAGCCAUUUCCACCCAAUAUUAUCGAGCUGGCUGGCAUUCAUCUACAACGACCUAGAGCCCUGCCUUCUGAUCUAAAAUUGUUGCUGGAGAGCGCAACGGAUGGCGUGGUGAUUAUCAGUUGGGGCUCCUUGAUACGUGCCUCCUCUGUACCUCCAACCAAGCUGAACGCAAUCUUGAACGCCAUCAGUCGAUUUAAGCAGCAGUUUAUUUGGAAGUGGGAGAACGACACGAUGCCCAACAAGCCGAAGAAUCUACACAUUGUGAAAUGGCUGCCCCAACAGGAUAUACUCUGUCACCCCAAUGUUAGGGCCUUUAUAAGUCAUGGCGGAAUGAUGGGCGUAACGGAGGCGGUGCACUGUGGAGUCCCCAUUCUGGGAACACCCAUUUAUGGUGAUCAGUUUCUGAAUAUCGCUUCACUGGUGGAGCGAGGCAUGGCCGUCAAUGUGAAUUAUAAUGAUAUAAGCGAGAAGGCAAUUUACGAGGCUCUAAAAGAGAUUUUGCAAAAGAAAUACCAAACUGCAGCGAAGGUAGUCGCCUUCUCCUUCAACGAACGAUCCCAGACGCCGCUCGAAACUGCCCUUUGGUGGGUGGAGCAUGUGGCUAACACGAAGGGCGCUCGUCUGACUCAGCCCAGUGCGGUGCGCAUGUCCAGUUUCGUGUACAAUUCCCUGGAUGUGUAUUUGGUGCUCGCAAUCGGGGUCCUUCUAACCAUUCUCAUCGAUGUAGCCUUGCUUCGAUUUAUGUUCAGCAUGAAGAGCAGCGCUGCAGAAAAAUCACAAAUUCCCUCCGAUAAUUUAAAAUCAAAUGUGGUAGAAGUUAAAUGCAAUUAAAAAUUAUAUUUAUAAAAACAA
Messenger RNA from Scaptodrosophila lebanonensis, 1680 nucleotides. RefSeq names its product UDP-glucuronosyltransferase 2B17-like. Gene Ontology annotation, molecular function: UDP-glycosyltransferase activity. Lineage: Eukaryota; Metazoa; Arthropoda; Insecta; Diptera; Drosophilidae. The record is from RefSeq and is a predicted model, not a curated record. The coding region runs from base 55 to 1659 and encodes 534 amino acids. The transcript has 4 exons.